AUGGAGUCUUCUUUAUCAUUGCUCUCAGACAACAGUAGUACCACGACUGUAGAUCGUUAUGAUCCAAUUUAUCAAAAGAUCUGCAUGGUAUAUUCUCGCGCUGGUGACACGAUUUUGACAAAACGUGAAUUCCAGGAGUGUUGUGAAGAAGUAACUAUGUCCAAAGCAUCAAUUGAGCAUGAUGGUGUAUACCAGCUGAUUUUGGGCGAAUACUAUGUUUGGGAAAAGCACCAAAGUGGUGACGUUUGGUGUGGAGUUGUUACGCAUCAAUUCCCAGUAACAGAAUUUGACCAGUGGUUUAUCAAUUUGAUGUUGUCACUGUCCAAAAUCGCUUAUAAAAAUACUCCUGGAAAUGUAUGCAACGAAAUCACUGAUUUGUUUGCUCAAAUAUUGAAACAUAACGUCGAGGAAGAUAUGUGGGAAAGUGUUGGUAAACAGAAAUUUAAACAAAAUGUUGAUUUUUUCACCACGAAAUCACAACCAAUCGAAGCAGUCCUACCAGGAUUUCCUUGCAAGUCUUCAAAUCAUGAAAAAGUCUUUAGUGAAUUACCUGAUAAAGGUGAAGAGUUGGCUCUCAGGAGAUUGAUUUAUUUCGCACGCGAAGUUAAAAAAGUAUAUCCUCCGGGAAUAAUAAUAUGGAUUGUUAGUGACGGCCACGUGUUUAGCGAUUGCAUCGCUGUGGAUGACUUGAAAGUCAACAGAUAUUCAUCUGCUUUAAGACAAUUGUACAGACAAAUUAGUAGCAAUGGUGGGAUUGAGGGUCCGAGCGAGCUUGACGAUUGUAUCAAAUUUUGUUCUUUGCCGGAGAUUUUCAAUUUAAAAGCUUCAUUCAAUUGCGAAAUUGUUGAGCAUGUUGAGUUGGGUCAUUAUUUAGAUACCGAGCUUGACGCAGAAUCAGAGCUUUGCCGUAAAAUCUUGAUGAACUCGUGCGACACCGAUAAUGGUAAAUUGGCUGCCGAGGUGAAAACACCGGGUCAUCCGAGACUAUCCUUGUAUCGAGGAUUCUCCAAGUUUAUGACUGAAGACUUGCAGUUUCAUCCAAAGGUGGGCAGCUGGACAAGAAAGAAAUUUAAAAAAAUUGCUUCACAAGUAGCAUUCGAGAUGAUUAAACGUAAUGACGCGUAUUCCAACUUGGUUGAAUUGAUGUUUCCCUUCCACUUGAGGUUUUCCAUUCAUGCACACAAUAAUGCUGGUCCAAAAUUUGGUAUUUCAUUGCUCCGUGGCCAAUGUUAUCCAAUCAACAGCAUUCAAGACCACAGAACCCCAAUCCAUACAGACUUGUUGCAUAUCCCAACCCCAUGGCACAAUUCUGUAGUCAAGAUCAAUGAACUGUAUUAUGCUAUAAAGGCGGAAAAAGUUGAAGACGAAUUUGCAAAAGGUAGCGGGUAUGGUCAGUGGGAUCCACAAAAUCUCCACUAUAUUUACUUUUCACAAUGA
Messenger RNA from Lodderomyces elongisporus, 1437 nucleotides. It is a transcript of the gene DIT1, whose product is annotated as Dit1p. The transcript has a single exon. Lineage: Eukaryota; Fungi; Ascomycota; Pichiomycetes; Serinales; Debaryomycetaceae. The record is from RefSeq and is a predicted model, not a curated record. Bases 1 to 1437 code for a protein of 478 amino acids.